GUCUGCUGGCACUCCCUAUUGCAAACAUUAAUCUCAACAGCACUCGUCUCCAUCCAUAUCUAAUCACCUCAAACAUCGCUCCAUUAAUAUCAGACCUUCAUAUAAAUAUUACAUCAGCAGUAUCAAUCGGUAUAUGUCCAGCGCAUAUUCGCUAUGGAGGAGCAGAACGGAAGCGGAUUAGCGAUGUCAUGGAAACAGAUGCUUGAAUAGCAUCCCAUCCCACCGACAGUUUGAAGAGGUGACGAUUCUCAGUACCCACCCCCUGUGAAAAGACAGUUGUGGCAUCAUCAUGAACUUCUCACCCAUCCUGUCACUUGUGUCCCUCCUCUGUGUUAGAAUAUCGGGACAAUGCUGGCAGGCGGCAACCUACUCGGAGAGUAUGGUGACUCCAGAGCUGAGGAGCAGCAGCAUUUUGCGGGUUCCAGAGGUGUCAUCUUUAAACCAGUGUGCGGGGGCCUGCUGUGAUCUCCCGGGCUGUGACCUGGCCUGGUUUUUUGAGCGCCGCUGCUAUGUGCUCAGUUGUCAGCACAAAGAGAAUUGCCAGCCAAAGCAGAGACCUGGCACUGACUCUCUCCUUGCCUUCCUGCAACGUGGGCCCCCACAAACAUUGGUUCUGCAGUCCCUAGUACGAGAUGAGUCUAAUCCUAACCACUGGCAACCUUUGCCCAGACAUAGGGGCUCAGAAGACCCCAUGAAGGACCUUGCAUUCUUGGAAGGCAUUCAAGAUUUGGACAACACUGAUGCUGAGUAUACUGAGAGCCUUAGAAAUUUGGAAGACAAAAGAGUUGAUAGUGUUGACCGGGAUGACGCAACAGCAGAACAUGAAGAGGGCCCAGGACUAUAUGACUGGCCACUUGUCCAAGGAAAAGAGGAAUUUAACCAGACAGAGACAGAAAAAGUUGGGGGAAGACUGACAACGCUGCAGGACCCUCUUGAAAGUAGCUCCCUUCCUCCAAGUCGCUUCCCAGAAAUUAAAAAUGAAAGUGAAUCAUCUCUAUUUGAAGCUGUACCUGUUAUUACACCCCCAGCAACCACUGUACUUGACAAAACGGUGGAGGAAGACCCACAGAACAUUUUAUCCGCAAGCAUUGAGCCAAACAUCUUACAAGACGUCAACUCGGAGCCCUCGACGUUUAACACAGUCAGUAGUUCCUUCACUACUCAAGCCAACAUUGAGGCCACACCACAAACGAUCUCAGAUGAGCCAGUAAGAACCCUGAUUGUGUCCAACAGAGACCCCAUGGAUGUAACACUGCCUCAAAAUACUAUUGAACUAACUGCUUCGGUUAUUCCAGAAGACACUGCAGAGGCUCCUUACACAUAUGAGUGGACUUUCACCACACCAGAUGGACACCGUGGAGUGAUGGAGGGGCAGCACAACAAGUCCGUCAAACUUUCAGAAAUGUCCGUGGGUGUCUAUGCUGUCAGAGUAACUGUGAAAGGGAAACAGGUGUUUGGAGAAAGUGAACUGAAUGUCACAGUGUACCCUGCAGUGAAUGUAAACAUGCCUCCUAAAGCUGUCACUCUGCCUAAGAGCCAAGAUGUGCUUCUCCGAGCAGACUCAAUUAUCAUCAUUAACGGCAGUCAGAGCUCAGAUGAUGCUGGAAUAGUCAGUUACCUGUGGGAAAAGGUGGAUGGACCUCUUUGGAAAUCUGAAGGCCCAGUUGAUACACCUGUUCUGCAGCUACAGAACCUUUUGUCAGGAGAAUACACAUUCAUACUGACAGUGUCUGAUUCUGAUGGGCUAACUGACUCCAGCAAUGCCACCAUAAGGGUCAGCAGUCCAAAGGAUGACCCUCCUCAGGCCAGAGCAGGCACAGAUCAGAUCAUCAACCUGCCUCUUAACCAUCUCAUCUUGUGGGGCAACCAAAGCACAGAUGACCAUGCCACUAUAAGCUACCUCUGGAGUCUCCAUCCCAGCAGCCUGAACCAAGAGGUGACCAUGCAGGACAUAAGGUCACCAUCCCUGCAGCUCUCUGAUCUCCAGGAGGGUCGGUACACUUUUCAACUGAUGGUGACUGACUCCAGUGGUCAACAGGACUCAGAUACUGUCUCAGUUACUGUGCUGCCUGCAAACAGAGCACCAAUUGCCAUAACAGGACCAGACAGGCAGCUCAUCCUCCCAGUCACCAGCAUUACAUUGAAUGGCAGUGACAGCACUGAUGAUCAAGCCAUCAGCAGCUACCAAUGGGACAUUCUUAGUGGCCCUCCAGGCUCAAAGAUAAAGGAUGCCACCAAACCAGAUGCCAUAGUUACGGGCCUAAGAGCUGGUAGUUACAAGUUCAAGCUGACUGUGAAAGAUCAGCUGGGAGCAACAGACAGCGCAGUCUUGACCGUCACUGUUAAAGAAGCCAAAAGCCUGCCACUGAUUGCCCAUGCCAGCGGCAGCCAUACACUCACACUUCCCAACAACUCACUGGUUCUCAGGGGCUCAGUGUCUAACAGCGGAGCCACAAAUGUGUCCUUUAUUUGGGGUAGAGAUGAACAGAGCCCUGCUGCAGGGGAUAUUCUAUAUGGAUCAGAUCAUGGGGCCUUCCUUUACCUAGCCAACCUAGUGGAAGGAACUUACCUGUUCCAGCUCCGGGUCACUGAUGCCCAGGGCCGGUCAAGCACAGCAAUGGCCACUGUGGAAGUGUGCCCUGAUCCACGUGAGCAGGAGGAGGUGGAGCUUGAGCUGCAGGUGGGUGUGGCUCAGGUCAGUCAGCAGCAGAAGGACACCGUGGUGAGACAACUGGCGGCACUACUGCACGUUCUGGACUCCGACAUUGCACUGAAGGGGCUGCAUGGCCAGUCGGACAUCAGCACAGUUUUUAGGUUCUCAGUGCACGGUCCUGAUGGGACGAUCCCAGGCCCUAAGCUCGCCCGUCUCCUGAGAAACCAGCUGUUGAGUGAGAAAACUGACUUCUUGCUUUUUAAGGUCCUACGAGUGGACACAGUCAUGUGUUUACUGCUCUGCUCUCAACAUGGUCAGUGUGACCCAAUUACCAAGAGCUGUUCCUGUGACCCUCUCUGGAUGGAGAACCCAAUUAUGCGUUUCUUUGAAGAUGGCGAGAGCAACUGUGACUGGAGCGUGCUGUAUGUCACAAUCUCUUGUUUCGUGACAAUCAUUUUCCUCUUGUCCAUCAGCUGGGCUUGCAUCUGCUGCUGUAAAAGAGGGAGACGCACAAAGGUAAGGAAGAAAACCAAGUACACAAUUCUGGACAACAUGGACGAGCAGGAAAGAAUGGAGCUUAGGCCAAAGUACAACAUUAAACACAGGAGCACAGCACACAACUCCAGCCUCAUGAUGUCAGAAUCAGAGUUGGACAGUGAGCAGGAAAAUAUUUUUCACAACGGGAGAACAGACAAAGCCAGAAACAGAGCCAAUGGAGCGGUCAGAAAUGGAGACACUCUCAGCCUUUGUCCUGUGGAGGGUUGAGUUCCAGAUAGGCACAUGGACAUUUUGUUUAUGGUGGACAUUGUAGAAUAUCCCACAAAUGCAGAUGUGACAGUUUACAAAGACUGGCUUAAUGAAUUGGCUGCCAAACUGACUGACUACUGAAUCAAAUUGGUAUUAUGAAUAAUCACUGGCAAUGCCAUAUUCCAUUUGAAUAUUAGAAGGCAUGUGCAUAAAACUCACAAAAAUGCAAUGUCCCUCAAUAUGUGCUUAAUACUCCUUGUAUGUUAAGUGAUGCAAUGCAAGCAAUUUACUGUAUUUAUUUUUGUUUUCAAUGUGAUGCUUCAAAUAAAUUUUUUUAGGAGAUAAAUGGUAAAUAAUGGAUGCAUAGAAAGCUAAAUCAAAAAGCAAGCCACAAUCUCUUAUUUAUGACAGAAUUUUAAUGUGCCUGAUUCACAGCCAUUGUUUUCUGUCUUGAUGUGUUGGUAUUGUCGAAGAUGAUGUGUAAAUCUAGUCAUAAAUGCAUUUAAGAUGUGUCUUUUUAGUGUUCUGGUUUUACAGCCUAAAAACAUCUGCUU
Messenger RNA from Xyrauchen texanus (razorback sucker), 3954 nucleotides. RefSeq names its product KIAA0319 ortholog. The record is from RefSeq and is a predicted model, not a curated record. Bases 290 to 3418 code for a protein of 1042 amino acids. The transcript has 21 exons. Lineage: Eukaryota; Metazoa; Chordata; Actinopteri; Cypriniformes; Catostomidae. Gene Ontology annotation, cellular component: plasma membrane; cytoplasmic vesicle.